Messenger RNA from Paraglomus occultum, 1623 nucleotides. The record is from the annotation of a GenBank genome assembly. NCBI's taxonomy places the organism in Eukaryota, Fungi, Glomeromycota, Glomeromycetes, Paraglomerales, Paraglomeraceae.
AUGACCGAGACAGACGUGAUGGAGUUGCCCCCGGCUCGAAUAGGUUUUGUUAUCGGAGCUAAGGGGAAGACAAUUGCUGAGAUUAGAGAACAAUCUAAAGCGCAUAUAUACAUCGAUGGUCACAAAGCCGUCAUCCGUGGCAGCGAAGAAGCAAGAAAAGAAGCCAUGCGUCUUAUCAAUCGAAAAGUGCGCAUAGAAGUCACUUUACAUCCACACAUUGGGUAUACUGUUCUCGAAUUACCAGAGUCCGAUACACUCCCAAAGCUCAAGUUUAUUCCAUAUAACGAUGUUGACUGUAACGCUCAUACCCACGGAAAACGAUUAUACCGUGUGAAAUGUUGUGAUAAAGACGAAAAGGAAUUUGACAUUUUUAGCGCACUUGGAGACAGUUGGGAUAGUGAAAUCAACCUUUUGUCAUUAUCCCCAAGUUCCCCAAUCCAGUCAUCUCCUCUACCCUUAUCACCUUCCAGCCCUUCAACUUCGUCGUCUCGCUCUUCUCAACGUCUUUUCGAGCAUUCACAUUCUCGUUCAUCAUCUGUUACUUCUGUUACUUCCUCCCCCCCACCUUCCUCUCCUAUAAUAUCUUCUUCUCUUCAAAAUUCUCUGAGAGCCUUAACCGAUCACGCUCGAACGUUCACAAUCAUGCAUUACAUACCCGAAGUGAUCUCCGCCGUAUCUUCGCACCUCUUCAAAGCCAAUCCUAAUAUCUCACUCCAACACGAGGCACGCUUGACGGUUUUCUUUGGUCGCCAAACAUUUUCGACAAUCUCUCAUUCACGCAUGAAGACAGUAGAAGAUUGGUGUGACCUGAAUAGAGAGAGGCACGGCUUUCAAAGUAGUUUUCAGCACUAUGCACCGGAUAUGAUAAAGAGAAUUUGGAAUGUUUUGCAGAGGUUCGGAUUUGAGGAAGUUACCCAUAGCAGACGAAAAAGAAGUAGUAUGAAUAAUGACGUAAAGACUGAUACCAACGAUUUCGUAACAAAUGGCGAGAAGAACGAAGACAAUGAAGGAAAUAAGAAUGUCGACAACGACGUUGGAAGAAAAGGAAGUGUCUGUAUAACCUACGAUGACGAAGAUAAAGUCAGAAAGAAAAUUAAGCUUCAUUGGGAUUACGAAGAAGGCGUAUACAAAAUAACCAAAACAACUACACAAAUUCGUCGGGUUGCAAUUAUUGACAUUGUCUCUGGGACAUCUGCGCCUGAUAUACGUUUCCUACUCAAAACACAUAAAGACGAAGAUAUUGAUGAAGAAAAGGAAAGGCUUAUCAGCGAUGCACAGACACCACCACUACAACUGUUUGAUGGAACUUACUUCCAAUCGAAGCAUUUGAAAACGAAGCUUGAUGUUGACUCAAUCAGGCAAUCGAUUACGAAGCGGAAAUUUUUAAACAACAGAUUUCAGUUAAGUGUAAUCACCACACGAAAAGAAGUACGAGCAUCUCGAAACAAAUUCGCGGCUCCUGUAGAAGAGCAAACAAUUAAUCUGAAGCAUCUUUCAUGGAAAAUGUAUCAAACGAACGACGAAAUACGUCAAGUUUACGAUAAAGAAUCGCUUGAACAUAGCAUUAGAGAAACCGUGGCGUUUGCAAGAAAGCUUUGUAGAAUUCUUGAGUCUGAGGCAUAA